Laetiporus sulphureus 93-53 is the source of this 827-nucleotide messenger RNA. RefSeq lists its product as uncharacterized. The transcript has 3 exons. NCBI's taxonomy places the organism in Eukaryota, Fungi, Basidiomycota, Agaricomycetes, Polyporales, Laetiporaceae. The record is from RefSeq and is a predicted model, not a curated record. Bases 28 to 525 code for a protein of 165 amino acids.
GCCGCCUUCGACGAGGAACGUAGUACAAUGUCGGCACCGACAGACGCGAUUAUUCCUCUCGUGCCCUACAUCAAGAGGAAUUCAGCGUUUAAAUACAAUAUCAACGUCUCGUUUGUUUCGAUAGACGAGACUGUCGGCAUUCGCUUGUCCGAUGAAGCAGGUGCCAACUACGGAGGAUUGGCAAACGGUGAUUGCCUUAUAUUCGAUGCCGCUCAAAAUGUGCCACAAAAGGUAUCUUUUCGAAUGGAGUGGCUGGGCUAUAACAGAAUGUACCAUCAGCAGAUCAACGUGCGAACUUCUAGCAAUGUUUCGACCGCCAUAACGGUGAGAAAGCUGGCGCAAGUUGUUGCAUUCCAGUUUGAGCAGAUGAAGAAGGGAUGCAUUGCUAGUGGCCACGGCUGCAGCAUCCCGAAAUGGGCAUUCUUCCCGUAUGGACCCAUUCAGAACGACAACGUCAUUUUGGCGGGGAUCAAGCAGGUCUCCCAGGGCACAGUUGAGCCGAUAUUCUAUUAUCGGCGCGCAUGAGUGAUUUGCUGGAAGUUGGACGAGGAUCGGAAACAUGGAGGAGUUUCAUUUUGACGGUUCAUAACGUUCGACGUCUGUUACGAUACGGCCGGCCUGGAGCUUGCGCCCGCCUCUUUUCAAUUCGACACGACUAGCACGAACCAUCCUUAUUGAUUACGCACUUUGAUGUACCUGGCCAUUCGACAAGACCGACUCGCCAUCCUAAAAGCGGGAAGAACGGAAUAGGCGCAACCACACCCACUUUGGAUAGUUCAGAUAUUUUUGUAUUCACUUGUAGCACAUUUUUCAAUCAGCAAAACGAG